Messenger RNA from Saccoglossus kowalevskii, 1505 nucleotides. RefSeq lists its product as uncharacterized. NCBI's taxonomy places the organism in Eukaryota, Metazoa, Hemichordata, Enteropneusta, Harrimaniidae. The record is from RefSeq and is a predicted model, not a curated record.
CUUAUUUUAACAUGCAUGGCGUGUGAUAAAUGUGCUCCGCGACUGUUUACGACUUGUUUCACAGCUACAUCAUAAAAGUGCCAAUAUCCAGGGAUUGUCCCUUUGGCACGAUCGUUUCAUAUCCGUAAGCAAACUAUUUUCAAUAUUGACGGACUGUUUUUCCCGUUAGUUAAAAACCAUGUGUUCGUCGCCAAUUUUGUUGCAAUUGUUUGGGAUGUUUUGUGUAAUCAUGGCAGAAUCUCCAGCACACUUAACGAUUGAUUUGGGCGAAGAAAGUGGACCGUUCGAGGUUCAGUGCGACUCUUUUAAGUAUUUUACAGUUGAAGUGACGGAGCCCUGUAUGGAUCUCAGAGUUCAGGUUAUCAGAAGCCAGGGUGAACCAGAUCUCUAUGUAUCCAGAUUUCCUGUACUAUAUCCCACAGAAAAAAGUCUAGCAUGGUCAUCGUACGACUGGGGCCAUGAGAAUCUUACCAUAUCGAGUUGGGAUCCCGAGUUUGAAAUUGGUACCUUCUACAUUGGUGUGCAUGCGUUUUGUAGUGAUCAAGUACACAGUGGAGAUGAGAAUUCUAUAUUCAUAUUAUUGGUGGAGAGCAUACCAUCAACUCACCCAGAGACCCCAGACAUGAUGGGAAUGACAAUACAAGGUACAUUGACACCCCAAGAAUACAGCUAUUACAGAUUUUGCAUUCCUCGUGACUGUGUUACCGUCGAUGUACAUCUCGAAAACUGUCUGAAUCCAGAAGAGUGCCCGACCGGAUAUUCCUGGCCGGAACUAAUCGUUUCUCGUUCAAUUCAAAGACCGACUAUAUAUGAUCAUUCAUGGAAACUCGCUCAGAUCUAUCAUCGUACCAUUACCAUAGCCCCGCCUGAUUCAAAUUUCAGGGUUGGGCAUUAUUACGUUGCUGUGUAUGGCUGGUGUACACCAGAUGAGCAUUGCCCUGAUAUGUCAACAUGUGGACCGUGUCACUAUACUAGAAAUGCAAGCUUUUCACUGAGUGUUACAAUGAAUGAGUUGUCGAGCUCUGAUCAGUGCCCCUCAGCCAAGAUUACAUGCGAAAUUACAUUUUCUGUUGCGAGCAACGCUGUCAUUAAUAUAUCAUUAUUGGCAGUCUCUUGGUUUGUAAUAACCUACAAAUUAAUGUUUGGCUGUUGAAUCACUUUAUCUCUUAGUGUGAUUAUUUGGUCAUACCAUCUUCUCUAAUCUUUUUAUUAGUUAGAUCACCUGAUUUUUGUAUAAAAAGUUUUUUCCUCAAGAAAAUCCAACCCCCUGGCAAGAAAUGGCAUAACCCUGCUUAGUGGUGAGAAAUAUAACUAGUUACAUUAUAUAAUGUUUCUGUUUGAAAUUUCCGUAGUCAACAACUGUAAUUCUUUAAUGAUGUUACCACUGAUGAUGCAUCAAGCCUUGUAGUGUGUUCACACAUGUAGCAAAUUAUGGCAUUUGACUCAGAGUUUGCUUUAACCCACUGUUGGAAAACAUGUGAUUCGAGUAACCCAGUGUAGUUUAG